AUGGAGAAGAAGGGGUUGUAUAGUAUAGCCGCUAUUGGACCUGAUAUGCUUAUCAGUGGAUUUCUUCAGCCUGUUCCGGACCUGACACCUGUUAUUCCAUCAGUAGAUGAAACUUCUGCAAUUGACCCAACCAUUUGUCCAUAUGAAUCAAGCAUCAUAUUCUUUUAUAAAACAUGGGAUCCUUAUGGAGCUUUUUCAAACUUCUCUCCUCAUCCAAUUCAAAUGCUUGAUGAAAAUGGUGAUUACUUCACGUGGUUAAGUGUGGAGCACUAUUAUCAGGCACACAAGUUUGUUGGGGUGAAUGAUGCUGUAGCAAUAAAUUGUGUUGAAGACAUAAAAUCUUCAAAAAGUCCCGAGGAAGCAUCACGAAUUGGAAGGAAAAUGCAGAGGCAGCGCCCUGAUCUGGUAACACCUGAUUGGGAAUCUAUCAAGACUGAUGUUAUGUACCGGGCGUUGAAAUGCAAAUUCUCGAUAUAUCCUCACUUAAAUUCUAUGCUUCUCUCGACCACGGGGUGUGUCCUUGUAGAAGCUUCACCCCAUGAUCUCUUUUGGGGAGGAGGCCGAGACGGAGAAGGCCUAAAUUAUCUUGGUAGGCUACUAAUGCAGUUGCGAUCAGAGUUUCUGGGUGACUCUCAAACACAGAAUGGGAUCUCUGUAACUCAUCAACAACGGGAAGAUGAAGUGAAGAGACCAUGA
This is a messenger RNA of Ilex paraguariensis (yerba mate), 696 nucleotides long. Lineage: Eukaryota; Viridiplantae; Streptophyta; Magnoliopsida; Aquifoliales; Aquifoliaceae. The record is from the annotation of a GenBank genome assembly.